Messenger RNA from Peromyscus leucopus (white-footed mouse), 738 nucleotides. RefSeq names its product T-complex protein 1 subunit epsilon-like. The transcript is spliced from 2 exons. The coding region runs from base 1 to 738 and encodes 245 amino acids. Gene Ontology annotation, molecular function: ATP binding; ATP-dependent protein folding chaperone. Lineage: Eukaryota; Metazoa; Chordata; Mammalia; Rodentia; Cricetidae. The record is from RefSeq and is a predicted model, not a curated record. Gene Ontology annotation, cellular component: chaperonin-containing T-complex. Gene Ontology annotation, biological process: protein folding.
AUGGGCACUUGCACUAAAACGUUGCAUGGCAUGCAUCAAGUGAAAAUUAACUUUGAUGGUGAUAUUGCACCUGUCAAUAAGGGAAACUUAUCAGAGGACACGGAACUUAUAAAGGGUGUGAUCAUUGAUAAGGACUUCAGUCACCCACAGAUGCAAAAAAGAGCGGAGAAUGCUAAGAUUGCAAUUCUCACGUGUCCAUUUGAGCCACCUAAACCAAAGACAAAGCACAAGCUGGAUGUGACCUCUGUGGAGGACUACAAAGUCCUGCAGAAAUAUGAGAAGUUCAAAGAGAUGAUUGAGCAGAUUAAAGAAACUGGUGCUAACCUGGCUAUUUGCCAGUGGGGCUUUGAUGGUGAAGCCAAACAUUUACUUCUUCAGAAUGCCCUCCCUGCGGUUCGCUGGGUAGGAGGACGUGAGAUUGAGCUGAUCUCCAUUGCAACAGGAGGUCAGAUCGCCCCCAGGUUCUCAGAGCUUACCCCUGAGAAGCUGGGCUUUGCCAGUGUGGUGCGAGAGAUCUCGUUUGGCACUACAAAAGACAAAAUGCUGGUGGUAAUUGAGCAGUGUAAGAACUCUAGAGCUGUGACCAUUUUCAUCAGAGGAGGAAACAAGAUGAUCAUUGAAGAAGCAAAACGAUCCCUCCACCAUGCCUUGUGUGUCAUCCGGAACCUCAUCCGAGACAAUCGGGUUGUAUAUGGAGGAGGGGCUGCUGAAAUAGCCUGCGCUUCUGGCAGGCAGUAA